Molecule: messenger RNA, 1929 nt
Organism: Coccidioides immitis RS
Lineage: Eukaryota; Fungi; Ascomycota; Eurotiomycetes; Onygenales; Onygenaceae
Exons: 2
Coding region: 43-1929 (628 amino acids)
Source: RefSeq, a predicted model, not a curated record
CGCCUGUCCUUGCCCCAUGUUGCUAGUGCGAAUAUAGUACGAAUGGGAAUCCCGCACCUGGCUAGGCACUUGCUGCCACACGCAGAAGUGGUAUGGCUCGGCGACGCUGAUGUCAACCCCAAAGAUGGUCGACAGAUCACUUCUGUGGUAAUCGAUGGACCUGCCUUAGUUUACCAUGUGUAUUACUCCUUGCUAUCAAGGAUGCCUCCGGGCUUGAAUGCCGUCGCGGCGCAGCCUACGAGCAAUGAAGUGAGCAUUGGAGUCAUGAGAUUCCUUUUUCAGCUCAUGGAACUGAAUGUUGCGAUAAAGAAAAUUUGUUUUGACGGUGGCCUUCCUCUGUCAAAGCGAGAUACGAGACUAGAGCGCCUUGAAAUGUCUAGGCGAAAACUUGAGACUUUCAAUGGGCUCUCAGACCGAGUGUUUAGGUCUCACCGCCUAAGACGACGCCCUCUGGACAUCACUGCGCACAUGGUCUUCAACAAAAGAGGUCCUCAAGCAGGACAGGGUGGUUUGCCGGAGAACCCAUUUAUGGUCCAAACGGUCAUAGAGGACUUGAAGACAAGAUGGAAUGGUGAUGCUGUUGCCCAGUAUCUGCCUCACGCACACGAUAUCUCGCGGGGAUCCGAAUAUAUAUGGGGAAACAUCACAGAGUUGGUCCCCGGAGAAGCUGACAAAUAUUGUGCCCAUGCAGCAAAGCAGUUCGGCGCGGCUGUGUUGACAGGAGAUUCGGACCUGCUUGUCCACGAUUUGGGCCAAAAUGGGACCGUCAUAUUCUUCAGUUCGAUCGAGUCUAAUGAAAAUGAUGUCGAAAGUGGACCAAUCCGGAUUCGUGCGACGGAGAUAUGCCCGAAAAAAAUAGCUAAGAACCUAGGGGUCAGUAGUGUCCAGAGAUUUGCGUUCGAGUUGAAGAGGGAUCCGUACUUGAGCCUGGGCAAAGUCGUCCAGCGGGCCAAAGAGAAUAUUGGCGGAGUAGAAAGCAAUGAUUCGUAUAUCUCGUUUGUUCAGGAAUAUGCGUCUUUGGAGCACCCGACGCGGCUAGAUCAAAACAUCCAGUUGCUUGAUCCGAGAGUUUCAGAGCUCUAUUUGCAAUAUAUGUGUCCGGAAUUCGGCGUUGAAAAUGAACAGCCGGUAAUAUAUCUCCCCAUAAUGGUUGAAAAUCAUUUCCGACGAUGUGCAUGGCGCGAAGGAAGCGAGAUACGGGCCAUUGCUUUUUCUAUAUUUAAUCUUCUUGCUCCACCAGAGAACAGGAAAAAUGUGGUUCUUGAGUACUCUCGACGUGGAACAAGAGUGGUUCCCACCUCUAUCCACCUAUUACAAGAACAUGAGUUGCGGGAUCAGGUGCCUGGGCUCUAUGACAGGUUAAAGGCUGUUCUUGAUAAUUGCGGCGACUCUCUACUGCCUUGGAGGGUUUUCGCAAUGCAAGAGGUCUUUUUGGGCAAGAAUGAAGACACCUGGCCCAGCCCAGGCCGUAUCAGCAAAUUUCUUGAAACGGGUCGAUGUGCAGAAACGAUGGACUGGGAAGAUAUUCACCUAAAUGCCCAAAUACAAUCUAUUUUAUACUCGCUAAGAAUGUUGCGACAAUCGUUGGAAGUCUCAGUUUUUCCUGGCGAACUCGGUUUACAGAGAGCAGUCAUGCUUCUUCAGCUGCUGCGAAGCCUACCGCCAAUGCGGGUCCUUUCACAUUCUAUGGGUGAUAUGUCGAUGAGCGAACCCAUCCCGAAUGACCUGAUCAAGAAUGCAGUGGCUGUAUUAUUCUCUAUCAGGGAGCAAAAUGAAGGCCAUUUUCCUGACGAGGACAUCAAUCCCAAAAAUGCCAGUGACGAUGACAUAGAUUGUGUCAAAAAAGCGAGAGAUCGGAACGAAGAGCAGCCACCAAAACGGCUAAAAAAGACCAAUAACCCAUAUGAGAUGCUUGAAGGUAUUGACUAA